AUGUCUAAAAAAUUAAAACCGAUUAAUUCUCCAAGAUCUCGAGCGCCGAUUGACGAAGAAGGCGUGAUAUGUUGGGAUAUUCUAAAUGAGGUAGAAGAGCAGCAACAAGGCAUAGAUAAUAAAAACACUUACAAUAUACAAGUACUUGAACCUAAAAUAAAAGAUAAAUCAACCAACACUGAGCCAGAAAGAGAGACGAAUACCAAUAAAAUGGAAGUAGACAUGAAACCAAAUGAUAUUGUCCUCAAAAAAUGGAGGGAUACACAGUCGGUAGUCUCAUAUGAAUUGGCAAAGAAGGUUGUUAUUAAUUCUUUAAAAGAAAAAUUUAGUUCUUGUGUUGAUGUCGAUAAAGUUGUUUAUAGCAGAGAUAGAAUUGCGGAUGUCGAAGAGACAUCAAAUUCGAAUGUAAAUCACGUGGAAGAUGGGCGAGGGAAAAGGAAAGUUAUUUCGUGGGAUCAUAGGGUAGGUUUUUGUGACGAUCAUGUAGGUGGUGUGUGUCACGCGAAGUUUCAGGGGCCAGGUGGUGCGAUGGCACAGUGGAAAGCUGGUGCUCGCGGUGGUAAGGCGGGCGCGGCGGGCGGACUACGCGGGGUAUCUGACGAAAUGCCGGUGAGU
Messenger RNA from Brenthis ino (lesser marbled fritillary), 615 nucleotides. NCBI's taxonomy places the organism in Eukaryota, Metazoa, Arthropoda, Insecta, Lepidoptera, Nymphalidae. The record is from the annotation of a GenBank genome assembly.